GAUUGGAUAACGGUAAUGUGUCGGUGUAGGUGUGAACUGUGAAGUCGUAAAUAAAUUGUUUGCGGCGUUAUCAGAAAUAUAAACACGGAUACAAAAUAUAAUCAGGAUAUUAUCCAGAAAUACCUUAUCUUAUCGUUUGCUUGCAAUAAAUCGAUCAUGUACGUUUAAUAGUGAUCCGAAAUACUGUUAUGUGCUGAGACAUAAAAUUAAAAUAACUAGUUCUUCGCAAGAUUUUGGGUAAAAAUGCAGUCGGUUCAACGGGAAACCAACGUAUCUAUUCCACUAACACCAACAAGAUCAGAUCUGUACUGGAGGAGAAUAUUUAACAAGUAUGACAAAGACAACGACGGGCGGAUAUCCUACGUAGAACUGAAGCACAUAAUCGAAUCGAGGGAAUACGACCACGACCUACCAGACAAUGUUGUAGAGAAAAUCAUGUCUGUAGCUGACCGGGAUAACUCGGGAUAUCUGGAGUUCUCAGAGUUCGUGGAGAUGAUGCACCAUCCAGCGCUGAAGGCGGUGUUCGGACAUUUUGUGGCGAGAUACGUGCAUUCUCUUGUGCCGCAUAGAGACCCCGUUGAUACUACCGGACGGUGGUCAGGCUUCCGGCCAGUGUCAGCGUCCGAUGGCGUCCGAACUCGUAGCAAGGCAGUAUUCACAUACACAGACGGCACCUACGAAGAGGAAUACAGUUGCUGGCCCCCAGCUGUGUCCAUGAUCAUCAUAUCUCUUGUGGAGAUCGUCCUGUUUUGCUAUGACGCUGCGCAGGGCAAGACGGCGGCGACUGGGCCGAUCGCGAAACUGUUUCUCUACAACCCGAGGAAGAGGCAUGAAGCGUGGAGAUUCUUGACGUAUAUGCUGGUGCAUGUUAACGUAGUACAUCUUCUAGUCAACCUAUUGGUGCAGCUAUUUCUCGGAGUACCACUAGAGAUGGUGCAUAAAUGGUGGCGCGUGGUUCUCGUAUACCUCGCGGGGGUGGCGGCGGGUUCGCUAGCAACUAGCUUGGCUGACCCUAAAGUGUUCCUUGCUGGUGCUUCUGGAGGAGUUUAUGCCUUGAUUACGGCGCAUAUAGCUACUAUUAUUAUGAACUGGUCAGAAAUGGAGUUCGCUAUAAUCCAGCUACUCGUGUUCGUGUUACUAGCAGCUGUGGACGUCGGUACAGCUGUAUACGAUAGGUAUUGGAAACACACGCAGCAGAAUAUUGGAUAUGUGGCCCAUCUGGGUGGGGCUAUUGCUGGUUUACUCGUCGGUAUCGGUGUACUCCGUAAUCUCGAGAAGCGAAAAUGGGAGAAGCGGUUAUGGUGGGCGGCGGUCGUUCUUUAUUUCUCACUCAUGAUAGCCGGAGUCCUCGCUAACAUCUUCUGGGAAUCACAUUUCCUAUAAAAUGAUCUCGUUCACUUGGUUCUAAGGAAAUAUUCGUUUUGACAGCGUCAGUGUUGGCAGUUACCGGGAGUUUUUGCAUGUUGGCAGCGUGCUUUUUAUAUAGCGUGUUUGUACUAUGAUAGCGAAUUUUUGAGAUUUUUUUAUCACAUUCCAUCUGAUUCUGGGUUUUCGAAAAAUGUACAUACGAUAGAAAAGGAUAGUUAUAGGUAUAGCAUGCCGUCUCACUUGCACUUGACAGCCCAACGAUUGCUAUCUCGCUCCUAUUUAUUAUGUAAUCGAAUGGCAGCUUGCGCGGGUUAUUAUAGUUUUGUUAUAUAAUAUAAGCGAAGGUUUUCCACAAUUUUUUUCAUAUGAGCUACAUAGCAUAGAAAUAAAAAGGUAUAGGAACGAAAAAUGUAGAUUCAGUUUCCUACCAAUAGUGAAAAUUAUUAUGGUUUUUCAUAACUGUCAAAAUGACAUUUGUAGCAAUCCGCCAUUUUGUUUUUUUUUUAUAAAUUAAGAAAGAAUGGGGAGUUGCCAUUUGUAAAAAGAAGAAGAAGAAAAAAUGGUAUUCAACAUUUGAACAAUG
This is a messenger RNA of Colias croceus (clouded yellow), 1951 nucleotides long. It is a transcript of the gene rho-4, whose product is annotated as rhomboid-related protein 2-like. NCBI's taxonomy places the organism in Eukaryota, Metazoa, Arthropoda, Insecta, Lepidoptera, Pieridae. Gene Ontology annotation, cellular component: membrane. Bases 244 to 1383 code for a protein of 379 amino acids. The transcript has 7 exons. Gene Ontology annotation, molecular function: calcium ion binding; serine-type endopeptidase activity. The record is from RefSeq and is a predicted model, not a curated record.